AUGGCUUAUGAUCCUACAUUCACACCUUUUUUGCCUCUAAAGCUAUCACCUUCUGCCAUCAAGACCAUGCGAGUGUGUCUCACGGAUAAGGCUUCAUGCGGCUGCUGUCUGAUGCAGCAACAGAUACACAGGAUGAAAACAUUCUUCAACAUGAGCCUCAACGAGCUGGAGAAGGAGCUGGUGAAAACCCAAACUGUUCUCAACAGUGUCAGAGCCAGCCGCAGCGCCUUCUCUGUUGCUCUGACCAAUGACGAAAGCUUGAACUGCUUCGGGCCUUUCCGGGACGAUAGGCUGAUCGUCUACAGGCACGUCUUCAUCAACCUGGGAGAAGGCUACAACGUGCUCAACGGCGUCUUCACCGUUCCCCGUUCGGGCGUCUACAGUCUGGCCCUGACCGUCUACAGCGACGCCGGCUCUCCCGGGAACAGCCUGGCCGCCUGCGCCGGCCUGCAGGUUAACGGCCACUUGGUGGCGGGGCCCAGAGAGCGAAACAUGCAGGACCAAGAGGACAGUGCCACCAUUCUCGUGGCCCUUCACCUGAAAGCUGGGGACAAGGUGGCGGUCAACCUGCCCAUCGGGUGUUUCCUCUGCGAUGACAAGAGCCACUAUAACACCUUCACCGGCUUCCUGCUAUAUGCUACUGACUAA
Messenger RNA from Salarias fasciatus (jewelled blenny), 648 nucleotides. It is a transcript of the gene cbln20, whose product is annotated as cerebellin 20. Gene Ontology annotation, molecular function: protein binding. The record is from RefSeq and is a predicted model, not a curated record. The transcript has 3 exons. NCBI's taxonomy places the organism in Eukaryota, Metazoa, Chordata, Actinopteri, Blenniiformes, Blenniidae. Gene Ontology annotation, biological process: maintenance of synapse structure. The coding region runs from base 1 to 648 and encodes 215 amino acids. Gene Ontology annotation, cellular component: synapse.